This is a messenger RNA of Polypterus senegalus (gray bichir), 1451 nucleotides long. Its product is annotated as protein rapunzel-like. The coding region runs from base 275 to 961 and encodes 228 amino acids. NCBI's taxonomy places the organism in Eukaryota, Metazoa, Chordata, Cladistia, Polypteriformes, Polypteridae. The record is from RefSeq and is a predicted model, not a curated record. The transcript has 3 exons.
UUCAUAGGAAACACAAUUCUGCAGGUCUUUGACAGUCAGUGUCAGGAAGAAAAAAAAUCUUUACGAAGAUCCCGUCCCAUUUUAAACAUCCAGGCUUUUAUUGGUUAAGUGCAGACAUUUACGAGCCUGCAGCCGAAACUACAGUGGAGGUUAACCCCUCUGGAAGCAGCCCAAGAACUAGGUUUAACAGAGGCCUAUAUACAACAAACAAGACCAGCAUUGCAGUUCGGCUUUUGCAACUGCAGAACAGCUGCUUCAAGCCAAUACAGAAACGAUGGAAGAUAUACUAGAAUACAAAGAUGACAUUAAGCAAGGCUUGAUAGUGUUUCUGAAUUGUGUAGCAGAAGUUUCCUCUGCAGCAGCAGUGUUCAAUCCUGUGUUUGGCAUAGUAGGAUCCUUCAUAAAGGUUGUAUUGGAUCAAACAGGCAAUGAUGAAAUCAGUGAAUUGAAACAAGAAAUGGACAAUAUUUUUACAAACUUGGAUCAUAUCUUAGUACAAACUAAUGAAACGCUGAAUCAGGUUCAAAAAGUAUCUGCCGAUUUACAGUAUUCUAGGAUUGAGAGAAACAUUAAAGACCAGUUUCGCAUGUUUCAGGAAAUUUAUGAUGCCAAGCCAGAACACAAACCACAAAGGACACAAUACUUUGAAGAUAAUUUCCCAAAGAGAGGAGAAGACCAAAAUCUGCACACCCUUUAUGACCUUGUCAUGGGAAAAAACUUACUUUUCGGCCAACCUAUCUUGGAGGUAUAUAAAAAGUAUUCAAAUAAUGAUCCCAAUGUUAUGGGAACCCUGUGCACUCGCUUAAGGUGUCUUUUUUCUAUUGGAAUCAUAGCCCUUGUGGGCUACACAGUUAUAAUUGAGGAUAAUGAGAAGCGAUGUAUUGAAGAAUGGAGAAAGAAAAUGGAAGAUGUUGAAAAUAAAAUGCAGAUGAUUUUAAGUGCGUGUCAAAAGAGGCAGUAAAUGUCAGGGUGGGGAAAAGGCAGGUGAGACAUUAUAAGCAGACUGUUAAUAAAUGACAUGACCAGGAAUGGACAUCUUUGGCAAUAGUGGAUCCAGGGGUUUUAUUCCAACCAGUCUUUAUUAACGUCUGCCUUUAAAUUGAACACCUGGCUAAAUGAACAUCCAUUUUUAUUAUUGCAGGAUUCAAUAUAAAUUCUCAACCAUUCCAGCUUUUUAAGCUCAAGUUUGCUUUGAUUUCAUGCAUUCCCUCUCAUAGAACAGUAACUGCUAGCUGGUGAAGCUUUUUUAUACUUUUUUUUUUUUUUUUAAGUAUCCCACUUUUUAAAUUAUUGGUAAGAACUUUGUUAUUCUGUUCUGAUUAAGAUAUACAAAUGUAUUAUUAUUGUUUGUCUUCUUUCCCAACUAUUGCAUUGGAUUGAUUAAAAAUGUCUUCACAUAAUGACGCAGGUACUCAAAAAUCUAAUAAAGUCUUACAUGUAUUGAAAAAAUA